AUGUUANACGAAAACCAUGUCAUACGGCCUGACGUUCUUCACAACAUUGAUCCCAUUCGUAAAUUUGCAGCCAUUCGUGUCGGGAACUACAAGUUGAUUAUUAACCAGGAUGCUGUUUACAAAACAACGUGGCAUCCGCGGUAUGACGUCGAGGGGGAACUGGAUACUCUACCCCAGCCCUCCACUUUACCCGGUGCAGUUAUUAAUUGCGGAAAGUGGUCAAAAAGGAAAGAAACUGUUUGUAACACUGAUGACUUUCCGUGUUUGUUUAACAUAAAGAAAGAUCCUUGCGAGUACAGAAACCUUGCGCACACUCAUAUUGACAUUGUGGACCAACUUCUUCACAAGCUCAUUGAUUACCAAAAAAAGGCCAGUCCCGUGUGGUUCCCUGAGAGGGACCCCCUUGCGAACCCAUCAAAAAACGGGACCAUUGGAUUUUGGGGCCCUUGGAGGUCGUCAACAGCUAACAAAAUUAUUUUAGAUAACGUCCUUGAUUCCAUACCAUCAGUGAGUGGGAAGAAACACUCUCGUCACACAAACGGCAAAAGCAAUGGGAAGAAAAUGGGAAAAGUGUUUAGCACUCACGAAGAUAGUGACAAAGAGGUUUAUCUGAUGCUGGAGAAGAUUCUCCAAAAGACAAAAGAAGGCAAAAAAGGUCAAAUACCUCGAAACAGCAGGCUAAUGAAAGAAUCGUUAGCUAUGUUGUACGCCAAGAUGAGACAAAAGACCAAGGUGGAUGAUUUGAUGCAUAAACUGCAGAUGAUUAAAAAAGGUCGAGUAGCAAGGAGAAAAGAGCAUACUCCUGUAAAACUUGUCAAGGAACAAACUCGCUCUAGCGCCUUGACCAAGAUGAACUCUUCUUUGGAAUCAAGCAAACUGAAAAAGUUCAUGAAUAAAAAUCAACAAACGGUAGACAAAACAGGGACAAGGCGGACAGAGAUUGAGAAAGUUCAUAUUACAGAUGACAACUCUAUAAAUAAUGGAGUUGACAACCCCUUGGAAAUGCGCAGCAAUUCAAGAGAUGAGGACCAAGAUAUGGAUGAGGCGCCUCCUUUGGACACAAGCUCAGGUUUUGAGGAAGUUGAUCAAAAUGAUCUCGAGAAUGGUGAGCUUAUGGCAGAUAACAGUGAAAAUGACAGAAAUUCAUACGCACAAAUAGAGGAUGAAUAUGAUUCUGAGGUGGAAUCUUCGGGUCAGUCCACGGAGACAAACGAUCAAACAUCAGGGGGGAAAUCUGAGAUGGAAUUUCAGGACAGCGAUGGCAUUAGCGAUGACAUGGAUAACGAUAAUGAUAAUGAUAAUGACGAUGAUAAUGACGAUGAUAAUGCUAAUGAUAAUGGUAAUGAUGAUUUUAUCCGGGACAAUAAUAAAAACUCUGACAUUUACCUUUAAUAUAAUUUUUAGAAGCUAAAAAACUUACCUAGAUCAUAACAAACCUGAUAUUAACGAGGUUAUUUGUAUAAGAGUAAUCUAAUAUAUAACAGGGGCUGUUUAGAAGUCAAUAAGGCUACAGAUUGUCAGGAUAGAUUUGGUGUGCCGUAAGGAGAAGAUUAGAAAGUUAUUUUAUCGUAAGAACUGCUUUUUCACUGGUAAUAAACUCAACAGUUUUAAUCGGUCGUAUACCAUUGAUACAGGUAUUCCGAAAUCUCGCUCGCCGUGUGCUGUCUCUAAAUUUAUUACUGUUCACUUUGCUAGCAUUGCGAUGAGUUUGCAAAGCUUGUUCAAAUUUUAGUGCUUCAAAAGGUACUUUCUACGAAAAUUUACGAGUAUUUCAGAGAUAUCAGUCAGAGGCAUAGCGCCUUGAUAAGGCUUUCACUGGUUUCGAGUUUUUGACGUUUAAAAUUGAGAGAUUUUUCUUUCUUUCUCAUUUCCAGUUCCCCAGCCCCCUAUCUUCUACACACGCUGAUUACAUCAGCCUAGACCUCAGGCUUUACUCCAGGGUGGCGAGUGAGAGACACUGUCUUACUAAAACUAGGGAUUCGUACUCCCCCUUGAUCUAGAGUCAAACGCACUAUUCAUUUAGCCGCUCCAGUAGUAACAUGAAGAC
This is a messenger RNA of Orbicella faveolata, 2047 nucleotides long. RefSeq names its product arylsulfatase B-like. Lineage: Eukaryota; Metazoa; Cnidaria; Anthozoa; Scleractinia; Merulinidae. Gene Ontology annotation, molecular function: sulfuric ester hydrolase activity. The record is from RefSeq and is a predicted model, not a curated record.